ACCUUCUCACUUCCCAGAAUGCCAUUUCGUGUCUUAACAAAAAGUUGCUUCUUUUGUCCUUUUCCGUCUUUUCAACUUACCAAGCAAGCUUCCUCCAUUUUAUUUCAGCAAUAUUAAUUAACAUAUAUUUUAAAAGGAGAGAAUUUGCAUUGAAGAAGUCUGAUUCAUUUUACUUCUUGUGCGAAAUUAUACUAUCCACGAACCUUCUUUUUGGGGUAAGUGGGGAAUCUUAGUAAUGCUUUCCUUUAUAUUGUUUGAUAUAUACAUUUUUUUGUUUAUCUCAGAAAAAGAAGUUUGAAGUUGUUCAAUGUAAUGCUACUAUAAAUAAAGGUUUUUGUAUUUGUCUUGAUUUUAAACUAUUUUUUUUUUUGAGGUUAUAUAAUGUUAACUUUCUAUGGUGUUCUUUGGCUUGCUCAUCUUUGUUUCAGUAGAGAGUUGAUAGGAAUUGUUGUGUAAAUUAAAAAGAGUGGGAGCUUUCAGUUGUCAUAUCGAUUCACGCAAACGAAACAAUAAAGAAGUGACGAAACAAUAUAGAGAUGGAAGCGGUGAGGCCAUCGGCUGUUACUCCAUCAAAGAGUAAAUGGGCUCGAACUUUAUCGAAAGUUCUUCAAAGGCACGCGACGGCAGCUGGGGUUGUCCCGGAUGAUGAUGGGGUUCAUAAGGUUAAACCUAAGGGAACUGAAGAAUGGAAUGACAGUAAGACCACCAAGAGAUUAUCCCAGAAAUUUGACAGGUUACAUCAUGAAGAGCUUGAAACAAAGGUGGCCUUGGAAGCACUGAUAGCCAAAAUCUUUGCUACUGUUUCAGCCGUUAAAGCAGGUUAUGCUCAGUUGCAGCAUGCUCAAUCUCCUUAUGAUGCUGAAGGGAUUCAAGGAGCUGAUCAAUUAAUCGUUUCUGAUUUGAAGAAAUUAUCAGAACUGAAGCAAUGUUUCUUGAAGAAACAGUAUGAUUUUUCACCAGAACAAGCAAUGGCCUUAGGCGAAAUCCAAGAACUGAAAAGCCUUUCAACCACGUUUAAGAUCAUGGGAAAGAAGCUGGAAUCUCAGACGAGACUCAAGGAAUCCGAGAUCAUUUUCCUUAAAGAAAAGCUUGAUGAAUCCAAUAAGCAAAACAGGUUGCUUGAGAAGAGAUUAAACCAAAGUGGUCAGCUAUUUGUGCUCGACAAUCUACACCUCUCCACCUUAAACCCGACUCAUUUCAUUACGGUUCUCCGACAAACCAUGAAGUCGAUUCGGGGUUUCAUCCGGCUGAUGAUCGAUGAAAUGAAGUUAGCCGAUUGGGAUAUCAAUGCUGCAGCAAGUUCAAUACAGAGUGGUGUUAUGUAUUGGAAAGAAGAUGAUAAAUGUUUUGCAUUUGAGUCCUUCAUUUGCAGGGAAAUGUUCAAGGCUUUCCACCUGCCUUAUUUCUCCCUUUUUGGUAGAUCAGUACCACAAGGGAAGAAACAUCCUCAAGUGUUCUUCGAUAGGUUUAUGGAAUUGAAAUCCAUGAAAGUUAAGGAAUAUCUGGAGAUAAAACCGAAGUCAACAUUUGCCAAAUUUUGCCGCAACAAGUACUUACAAGUUGUUCAUCCCAAGAUGGAAUCAUCAUUUUUUGGCAAUUUGAACACUAGAGACAUGGUGAGCUCCUAUCAGUUACCAGACACAACAUUUUUCACCUUGUUUGCUGAAAUGGCAAGAAGGGUUUGGCUCUUGCAUUGCUUAGCCUUUGCUUUCCAGCCCGAAGCAUCAAUCUUUCAAAUAACCAAAGGCUGUAGAUUCUCAGAAGUGUAUAUGGAAAGUGUAGCAGAUGAAGCCUUCCUUUCGGCUGAUAUCGGACCUGAAUCGGAACCCCGAGUCGCAUUCACUGUCAUUCCGGGAUUCAGGGUCGGCAAAACAGUAAUACAAUGCCAAGUCUAUCUCUCACAAUCCAAAUCAAGGUAGUGAGUUAGGUUUGAAGGAAUGGCAUUGGCUGGUUGUUGUGGGGGGGAAUUGGAACAUGUGGUUAGCUGGGGAAUUUGUCCCAUAGUUUGUAUGGCCUUAAUGAUAAUGAAAGGGUCAUUUGACAGGUAAUUUGUAAUGUAAAAGACACAUUCCCCCAAUUUUGUUAAUCUUAAGGCCAAUGAUGUUUUAGCUGUUUGACAUUAUUGCCUUAGUCUGAUGCUUUUUAUAUAUAAUAUGUACAUAAUUAUAUAGGUUUGGGGAAUAUCAUCGGUAUGUAAAAGCUUUUGUGGUGCCAUGCCGCGUAUUGCCAGAAGGGUUUGUCUUAUCUUUUUGUCUCUGUAUUUUAUCAUGAUGUCUGAUUUCUUGUUCCAA
Messenger RNA from Gossypium arboreum, 2291 nucleotides. RefSeq names its product protein GRAVITROPIC IN THE LIGHT 1-like. Gene Ontology annotation, biological process: negative gravitropism; response to red or far red light. The transcript has 3 exons. NCBI's taxonomy places the organism in Eukaryota, Viridiplantae, Streptophyta, Magnoliopsida, Malvales, Malvaceae. Bases 537 to 1919 code for a protein of 460 amino acids. The record is from RefSeq and is a predicted model, not a curated record.